UGGUCUCCGUCUUCCGUCAUUAGUGUCAGUUUGUGUAUAUAAUUUCUGUUAUUUCUAUUGUAAUUUGGAAUUCUUUGUAAUUCUUUCCAUUUUUUGUUUUGUAUAAUACCUAUCUAUAAUGGUAAUUGAUAACAAGCGAAAAGCUGAAGAUUCAGCGAUAGUAGCUGUACAGAAAAGGCCGAGAAAUGAAGUGGGUAUUACAAACAAAAACAAACAAGUUAGUCAACUUCAACCGGCCCCAGCAAGAACUUCUAAUCUAUUUGCUCCAAUUAUGGUAUGCGAAGGCCACGAAGGAGAAAUAUUUACAGUCGAUUUUCACCCUGAAGGGCAAUAUUUUGCUACCUCUGGUUUCGAUCGCAAAAUAUUUUUAUGGAAUGUGUAUGGGGAGUGUGAAAACAUUUCUGUUAUGGCUGGGCAUACAGGGGCAGUAAUGGAACUUCAUUUUACUCCUGAUGGUUCGAAUAUUAUUACUGCCUCAACAGAUUACACUUUAGGACUUUGGGAUAUUGUUACUGGUGACAGAAUUAGGAAGUAUAAAGGUCACAACACAUUUGUAAACUGUGUGCAGGGUGCAAGAAGAGGACCCCAAUUAAUGGUUUCAGGUGGAGAUGAUAGCACAGUUAGAGUUUGGGACCAAAGAAAGAAACAGCCUUCAAUGUCUAUGAAUAGUGUCUAUCAAACAACAGCAGUUAGUUUUAAUGAUACUGCAGAACAAGUAUUCAGUGGAGGCAUAGAUAAUGAUAUAAAGGUAUGGGAUAUUAGAAAAAAAGAAAUACUUUACGUGAUGAAAGGGCAUACGGAUACUAUCACAGGCCUAUCAUUAAGUGCUGAUGGAUCCUAUAUGUUAAGUAAUUCCAUGGACAAUACUUUAAGGAUAUGGGAUGUUCGACCUUUUGCUCCUGUUGAGAGAUGUGUUAAAGUUUUUAGCGGGCAUCAACAUAACUUUGAGAAGAAUUUAUUACGCUGUGCAUGGUCUCCAGAUGGCAAUAAGGUUACUGGAGGAUCAGCAGAUAGAUUUGUUUAUAUUUGGGAUACCACUUCACGCAGAAUAAUAUAUAAAUUACCAGGGCAUACAGGAUGUGUAAAUAGUGUUGCAUUUCAUCCUAAUGAGCCUAUAGUUGUAUCAGUGGGAAGUGACAAAUCAAUUUAUCUUGGUGAAAUAGAGUAGGAACCAUGAACUAUUUAUACAUAUUUAACUACUAAUAUUUUUUUAAAUAAAUAAUACAAUUAAGCAACAAA
Molecule: messenger RNA, 1239 nt
Organism: Sitophilus oryzae (rice weevil)
Lineage: Eukaryota; Metazoa; Arthropoda; Insecta; Coleoptera; Curculionidae
Product: U5 small nuclear ribonucleoprotein 40 kDa protein
Exons: 5
Coding region: 119-1168 (349 amino acids)
Cellular component (GO): catalytic step 2 spliceosome
Molecular function (GO): protein binding; RNA binding
Source: RefSeq, a predicted model, not a curated record